Molecule: messenger RNA, 1693 nt
Organism: Notolabrus celidotus (New Zealand spotty)
Lineage: Eukaryota; Metazoa; Chordata; Actinopteri; Labriformes; Labridae
Gene: ldlrad2
Product: low density lipoprotein receptor class A domain containing 2
Exons: 5
Coding region: 349-1518 (389 amino acids)
Molecular function (GO): protein binding
Source: RefSeq, a predicted model, not a curated record
GCCUCUCGUGUAAGUUUAGGAUAAAUGAAGAGUUUUUCAUGAGUUGAGGAAAUUCUUCUUUUCAGUCUGCUCUUCUCUGAUUGGUUGGGUGUUUCCAUGGAGAUGACGGGACACUUGGACGGACGGGACCCAGGGGAGCUUCAGCGGGACUGAAAGUCACACAGCUUUAUGAUGGAGAGCAGAGCAGUCGUCCUCAGGGACACUUAGACAUUCCUCUGUGUCCUCUGGUCUUUAUGAAACAGUUUUAUGAACUUGGACACCUGAUGUGAUCUUAAACGUGAAGUUUCUGUCCCUCUUAUGUCUCCUCUGUGAGUGGACCGGACUUUCUCUCUUUGCCUCUGAGCCUGGAUGUUGGAGAUGGAGGCGGAGAGCUGUUUACUCAGGCUGUUCGUCCUGCUCUGCUUCAUGGUUCUCCACAGCUCGGCCAUCGAUACCGUGAACGUGGUCGACUUCUGUGGUCAGACGAUCCGCGGUGAUGGUAUGAUUGUCAACUCACAUCAAGAAUCCAAGAAGUAUUACUUUGUGACCAUAUCAACCGACUGCCACCUCACCAUGCAGGCCAGCUCCCCCAAAGACAAGGUCCAGUUCCACUUCCGCUUCUUCCUGGUCUACAGUUUACUGCGAGUGGCGCCUCUAAGCCCCGCCCCUGUCUUCCCAGAGUCUCCUCGUGCCUCCGCCCCUUUGAACCCCAGACUGGAACCUACGUCUGGUGAGAGCACGGGGGACCCGUGUCAUGCUGGCUCAUAUGUCCAGUUCUAUGAUGGACGGGACAAGAACUCUCCUCCCCUCGGGCCUCCCCUCUGCGGGAAGAGCCCACCACGUCCUGUUCUAUCCACAGGAAACUACCUGACCCUAAGGCUGGUGACCCGAGGGACGCAGCCCAGAGUGGACUUUGUAGGGGACUUCACCUCCUUCAGACUGGGUUUCAACCAAUCAGAUUGCCGCAGUGAGCCUUACUUCACCUGCAGGAAUGGGAAGUGUAUCCCUCUUGGUCUGGUGUGUGAUGAAAAUGGCAUCGACAACUGUGGGGAUGGAAGUGACCUGGAGGAGAAUCUGACUACAGGUUGUAAAGAGGGUCAGCUUCUACCUCCUGAACCUCCUACCGAGAUUGAAACCCAACCCCCACCUGUUGUGACUCCACCCACAGUGCCAAUUGCUUCACAUAUGAACUGUGGCAUGCUAGACAGCACACCCAGUCAUGAGUCAGUAGCAGACUCCCCGGCCUCCCUGCCCCUGCUGGUCCUCUACAUCCUCCUGGGCGUGGUGGCAGGCGGCGUGGUGACCUGCUGGUGCUGCUGGUCGCCCGGCUGGUUCCUUUGGCGCAUCAGUAUCUGUCGAUUCCUACCCUGCUGCAACGUUCCCUGCUCGUCCUGCCAGCUCUGCGCUCAAAGCUGCCUGCACGGCAAGGAGCACCGAUUGGCUAAAGUCACACCACACACACCGGUCAACGGGACCUCGGCAGGGGUGGCUGCAAACGGCAACAGUGCAGAGGAAAAUGUUACUGUGGCCACUGUUUAGAGGGACGCCAAGACGUGAGUUUGUCAUGCUGAUAUUGAUCAGAGAUGAACAUGACCAGACAACGAAACAAAGACUCUUCUUCAGUUGUGGUCAAACUAUUUUUCUGUGCUUUAAACAUUCUGCAUGAGAGAGACUGCUGUUUGUUUGUCAUAUAAAGGUGAAGCAGGGUACAGUG